UUAUGUCAGAAAUAGUAAGUCAACACCUUGUUUCUUGAGAAAAGCAGGAAGCGUGUGGGUAUAAUGAAUUUGUAACAAUAGAAAGAUUUCAACUGCAACAGAAGACUUUUGGAUUCCUAUAUGAAAAAUUGAAAGCAAAAGCCAAGGAAAGGGGAGGAUUGAUUCAGCAAGUAGAUCAAGACUAGUAAGAAGAAAGAAUCACAAAAAGAUAUGAAACUCUACUGUAGUCAAAAUCAUACUCAGCUGGCCAGAUGAGCAAAGGGAGACGGGAGGAUUGAAUCGGAAAGUCAAUCGAGGCGAGCAAAGAUACGAUGAAGAAAAUUCGCAAAAAGCUACGAAUGCUGUUAGGGCAGCAGUUUGGUCCAAGCAGAAACACGUCGGAAGCCCUCCUCUCAUCGUUGAUACAGAAGCUGGACAUUACUUAUCGAGAGGGCAGGAAAAUGUACUAUAUAAAUAAGGAUAUGUUAAGGGUAAUUAAAGAGAUGAGAGAGAUUGUGAAUAUAGUGAGGGAUAAGAAAUUGGAAGAGGGGAGAACCCUAAAUUUUUUAGUAUGCGACCUUGUCGAUGUGGCUGAGCAUGCCCUCGAUAUUUUCAAAAAAGGCGAAACCUUUUCUUUAUACUAUGCUUCCAUCCAUAGUUGGAUUGGAGAGAUCAAAAAGCGCAUGCUUAAAUUAGGAGAUGAUGGAGUUGAGAUGGAGUCCAACAUGAGAUCAUUGAAAAAGGAUGAUGAUGACGAAGAAGAUGACAAUUACGUGGUGGGUUUGGACGAAGAUGUGGAAAUGCUGCUUCGCAGAAGCAUUAUUGAUGGGAAAGGAUAUGCAAAGACUGUUCUCAUCAAAGGGAUGUGUGGUGGAGGUGCCAGAUGUUAUAUGGGAAAUGUGUAG
This is a messenger RNA of Salvia miltiorrhiza (redroot sage), 884 nucleotides long. RefSeq lists its product as uncharacterized. NCBI's taxonomy places the organism in Eukaryota, Viridiplantae, Streptophyta, Magnoliopsida, Lamiales, Lamiaceae. The record is from RefSeq and is a predicted model, not a curated record. Bases 312 to 884 code for a protein of 190 amino acids. The transcript has 3 exons.